AGUGGGUGACGCUCUUCAAAGAUGGAAGAUGGGAAGCCCGUGUGGGCGCCACACCCCACUGAUGGGUUCCAGAUGGGCAACAUCGUGGACAUUGGCCCCGAUAGCCUCACCAUCGAACCUUUGAACCAAAGGGGCAAGACAUUUUUGGCUCUCAUAAAUCAAGUGUUCCCUGCAGAAGAGGACAGCAAAAAAGAUGUAGAAGAUAACUGUUCUCUAAUGUACUUAAAUGAAGCCACACUCCUCCAUAAUAUCAAAGUUCGAUAUAGUAAAGAUAGAAUCUAUACGUAUGUUGCCAACAUUCUGAUUGCAGUAAAUCCAUACUUCGAUAUACCUAAAAUCUAUUCUUCAGAUACAAUAAAGUCAUAUCAAGGAAAAUCUCUUGGCACAAUGCCACCUCAUGUCUUUGCCAUUGCUGACAAGGCCUUCCGAGACAUGAAGGUGCUCAAGAUGAGCCAGUCCAUCAUUGUGUCUGGAGAAUCCGGAGCUGGCAAAACAGAAAACACAAAAUUUGUUCUUAGAUACCUGACAGAAUCAUACGGAACAGGUCAAGAUAUUGAUGAUAGAAUUGUUGAAGCUAAUCCACUCUUAGAAGCCUUUGGAAAUGCAAAGACCGUUCGCAACAAUAAUAGCAGUCGAUUUGGAAAAUUUGUAGAAAUUCAUUUCAAUGAAAAGAGUUCAGUUGUUGGAGGAUUUGUUUCACAUUAUCUUCUGGAGAAAUCUAGGAUCUGUGUUCAAGGCAAAGAAGAAAGGAAUUACCAUAUCUUUUACAGGUUGUGCGCUGGUGCUUCUGAAGAUAUUAGGGAAAAACUUCAUUUGAGCUCUCCAGAUAAUUUCAGGUACUUAAACCGUGGCUGUACCAGAUACUUUGCUAACAAAGAAACUGACAAACAGAUUUUGCAGAAUCGCAAAAGUCCUGAGUAUGUGAAGGCUGGUUCCCUGAAGGACCCUCUCCUAGAUGACCACGGAGAUUUUAUCCGCAUGUGCACAGCCAUGAAGAAAAUUGGCUUGGGUGAUGAAGAAAAGCUCGAUCUGUUCCGAGUGGUGGCUGGCGUGUUGCACCUUGGGAACAUUGACUUUGAGGAAGCCGGCAGCACUUCAGGUGGCUGUAAUCUGAAGAGUAAAUCUGCGCCAUCCCUGGAGUACUGUGCGGAGUUGCUGGGUUUGGAUCAGGACGACCUCCGAGUGAGUUUAACCACCAGAGUCAUGCUCACAACGGCAGGGGGCACCAAAGGAACAGUUAUAAAGGUUCCCUUGAAAGUGGAGCAAGCAAACAAUGCCCGUGAUGCCCUGGCAAAGACAGUGUAUAGCCAUCUUUUUGACCACGUGGUCAACAGAGUAAACCAGUGUUUUCCUUUUGAAACAUCAUCCUAUUUCAUUGGAGUCUUAGAUAUUGCUGGAUUUGAGUACUUUGAGCACAACAGUUUUGAACAGUUUUGCAUCAACUAUUGCAACGAGAAACUUCAACAGUUUUUUAACGAAAGGAUUCUGAAGGAGGAACAAGAACUAUAUCAGAAGGAAGGUUUGGGUGUGAAUGAAGUUCAUUAUGUGGAUAAUCAGGAUUGCAUAGACUUAAUUGAAGUGAAGUUAGUGGGAAUACUGGAUAUUUUGGAUGAAGAAAAUCGCCUUCCCCAGCCCAGUGACCAGCACUUCACAUCUGCUGUUCACCAGAAGCACAAGGACCAUUUCCGACUCACUAUUCCAAGGAAAUCUAAGCUGGCAGUCCAUAGGAAUCUCAGAGAUGAUGAAGGUUUUAUUAUCCGGCAUUUUGCAGGGGCGGUGUGCUAUGAAACAACUCAGUUUGUGGAGAAAAAUAACGAUGCAUUGCAUAUGUCUCUGGAAUCCUUAAUAUGUGAAUCCAGGGAUAAGUUUAUACGGGAAUUAUUUGAAUCGUCUACAAAUAACAACAAAGAUACGAAACAGAAAGCCGGAAAACUUAGCUUCAUCAGUGUGGGAAACAAAUUUAAGACACAGUUAAAUUUGCUUCUGGAUAAACUUCGAAGUACCGGAGCGAGCUUUAUUCGCUGCAUCAAGCCUAAUUUAAAGAUGACAAGCCACCACUUCGAAGGGGCUCAGAUUCUGUCUCAACUUCAGUGUUCAGGUAUGGUGUCUGUUUUGGACUUGAUGCAAGGUGGUUUCCCAUCUCGAGCUUCAUUUCAUGAACUCUACAACAUGUACAAAAAGUAUAUGCCGGAUAAACUUGCAAGAUUGGAUCCAAGGCUAUUUUGUAAGGCUCUUUUUAAAGCUUUAGGUUUAAAUGAAGUUGACUAUAAGUUUGGAUUAACAAAAGUAUUUUUCAGACCUGGAAAAUUUGCAGAAUUUGAUCAGAUUAUGAAGUCUGAUCCUGACCAUUUAGCAGAGCUGGUUAAGAGAGUCAACCAUUGGUUAGUCUGCAGUCGCUGGAAGAAAGUUCAAUGGUGUUCACUCUCAGUCAUUAAACUGAAAAACAAAAUACAAUACAGAGCAGAAGCUUGUAUUAAGAUGCAAAAGACUGUCCGAAUGUGGCUCUGCAAAAGGAGACACAAACCUCGCAUCGAUGGCCUGGUGAAGGUGGGCACGCUGAAAAAACGGCUGGACAAGUUUAAUGAAGUGGUCAGCGCACUGAAAGAUGGGAAGCCGGAGGUGAUCCGACAGAUCAAGGAUCUAGAAGUUUCCAUCGAUGCUUUGAUGGCCAAAAUUAAGUCCACCAUGAUGACAAGGGAGCAAAUACAGAAAGAGUACGACGCGCUGGUGAGAUGCUCUGAGAAUCUCCUCAGCGCACUGCAGAAAAAGAAGCAGCAAGAGGAGGAAGCAGAGAGGCUGAGGCGGAUCCAGGAGGAGAUGGAGAAGGAGAGGAAGAGGCGUGAGGAGGACGAGCAUCGGCGGAGGAAGGAGGAGGAGGAAAGGCGGAUGAAACUUGAGAUGGAAGCAAAGAGAAAACAAGAAGAGGAGGAGAGGAAGAGAAGGGAAGAUGAUGAAAAGCGCAUUCAGGCGGAGGUGGAGCUGCAGCUGGCGCGGCAGCGGGAGGAGGAGGCGCAGCAGCAGGCGGUGCUGGAGCAGGAGCGCCGGGACCGCGAGCUGGCCCUGCGCAUCGUCCAGAGCGAGGCGGAGCUCAUCACCGACGAGGCCCAGGGCGACCUGGCCCUCCGCAGCUUGACUUCCUGCCAAGUAACUCCUAAAAAUGAUGGAACAAGACCCAAAAUGACUCCGGAACAAAUGGCCAAAGAAAUGUCAGAAUUUUUGAGUAGAGGCCCUGCUGUGCAAGCAACCAAGGCAGCUGCUGGAACCAAGAAACACGAUCUCAGCAAGUGGAAAUAUGCCGAACUCCGUGACACCAUCAAUACUUCAUGUGAUAUUGAGCUACUGGCAGCCUGCAGAGAAGAAUUCCAUAGGCGACUAAAAGUGUAUCACGCAUGGAAAUCUAAGAACAAGAAGAGAAAUACUGAAACCGAGCAGCGUGCUCCAAAGUCUGUUACUGAUUAUGAUUUUGCACCAUUUUUGAACAAUUCACCGCAGCGCAACCCCGCGGCCCAGCUCCCCGCCCGGCAGCAGGAGGUGGAAAUGAGCCGGCAGCAGCGCUUCUUCCGCAUCCCCUUCAUCCGCCCGGCCGACCAGUACAAAGACCCCCAGAGCAAGAAGAAGGGCUGGUGGUACGCGCACUUCGACGGUCCGUGGAUCGCCCGGCAGAUGGAGCUCCACCCAGACAAGCCGCCCAUCCUGCUGGUGGCCGGCAAGGACGACAUGGAGAUGUGCGAGCUGAACCUGGAGGAGACCGGCCUGACCCGCAAGCGUGGAGCGGAGAUCCUGCCGCGCCAGUUUGAGGAGAUCUGGGAGCGCUGCGGCGGCAUCCAGUACCUGCAGAGCGCCAUCGAGAGCCGCCAGGCGCGGCCCACCUACGCCACGGCCAUGCUGCAGAGCCUGCUCAAGUAGGCCUGGGCCUGGCUGGGAGCAAGGCCUGGGCCUGGGCCUGGGGGCGGGGCCUGGGAGCAAGG
Molecule: messenger RNA, 3968 nt
Organism: Dipodomys ordii (Ord's kangaroo rat)
Lineage: Eukaryota; Metazoa; Chordata; Mammalia; Rodentia; Heteromyidae
Gene: Myo6
Product: myosin VI
Exons: 35
Coding region: 22-3906 (1294 amino acids)
Biological process (GO): endocytosis; vesicle transport along actin filament; inner ear morphogenesis
Cellular component (GO): actin cytoskeleton; endocytic vesicle; ruffle
Molecular function (GO): ATP binding; actin filament binding; microfilament motor activity
Source: RefSeq, a predicted model, not a curated record